AUGAAGCUGGAGGUCGAGGUCGACCGCGAGCGGGCUACCCUUCUUCUCGUGAUCAAUACCCAUCUCAUCAAAAAGGCUCUCUCGGUGUAUAAUGGCGUAUUUCUCAACCAGAAGGCGUUGAGCCAAAUGCAAACCCACGAACGGCAACAACUAAUGGACCUGUACCAACACUACACCCGCCGAAUCCACUGCAAUUUGGGGGUGUUGCUGUAUAUCCAUGAGAAAUACCAGGGUGACCCCACCAACUCCAAGAUGAAGUUCCCUAUUAUUCUCAAUGCCCCGCCGGAUAUGGCGGAAUUGUCGCCGUUGUAUAAUAAAUUGCAAGAACUAUACCCCGAGGCUGUCCAAUACCUUAAAAUGAAGAUAAACCAGAUGAAACAACAACAGCAGCAGCAGCAACAACAACAGCAACAGCCGCAACACCUCCAACAACAACAACAUCAACAACAUCUCCAACAACAGCAACUUCAACAGCAACAACUCCAACAGCAACAGCACCAUCAGCAGCCACCACAAAAACCGCCUUCGAUGCUUGGAGGAAACCAAGGGGUGCCUGGCUCGGGGUUUUCGGGCGGGCCUGCCAACUACGCCAACGUGCCGUCGCUGAUGAUGGGGGGACAGCUAGACUUUAUGUAA
Diutina rugosa is the source of this 636-nucleotide messenger RNA. RefSeq lists its product as uncharacterized. The transcript has a single exon. The record is from RefSeq and is a predicted model, not a curated record. NCBI's taxonomy places the organism in Eukaryota, Fungi, Ascomycota, Pichiomycetes, Serinales, Debaryomycetaceae. Bases 1 to 636 code for a protein of 211 amino acids.